CGGCGAGAGAAAACUGGAUGCGGUUUAAAGUGGGAGAAAUCACCCGCGCGUCAGGAAACGCUUUAGUGCACAGUUUGCGCGGUAGGGCUGCGAGAAAGGAUACGCAAACUAGUGUGGGGGCAAGAAGUAUAACAUGGGCUGCGUGUCUGCAUAGUGGAUCUCCACCAGGCAGCUGAGUGAAGAGCGUGUUCAGGAGAGGAAGAUCACCCAGCAUGGACGUGGAAGAGUUCCCUCCUCCUCCGCCUGAAAUAUUGGCAGGUGAGGUCCCGUUUGCCGAUGAAGACGAGGGGGAGGCCUUUGACUUCGACGACAGCGGCGAUGAGAUCCCCGAGGCUGACCGCCCUCCCCCGACCCUGCCGGCUCCUCUAGCCCCCAACGACGGGACUCAUGCCCAGGUCAACCCUGUGACCUACCCCCCAGCGGGUCAGCCCCCCAAACUGGACCCCCCAGCGACCCCCCUCACAGUUGACAGUGCCGCGUCAUCCGCAGACACAACAGUUGCCAUGGAAACGACCUCCACAACAGGUGGUACAAGUGGAGAAGGAGAGGCAGCACCUGCUGCCAAGGACACAGAUUUCCCCUUACCACCUCCUCCUCCUCCUGAGGGUGACACCGGAAGUGAAGCCCAGGAUGUGGCCAGUAGUGACCCUCCCCUUCCUCAGGCAACCCCGAGGACCAUUUCCCAGGGCAAGGUCAACCCCUACUCUGUGAUUGACAUCACCCCCUUCCAGCCGGAGCAGCUGGAGCAGCAGUGCGGGCCCGCCCCUUUCCCUUCCUCCCCAGUUGAGCCCAAAGACUGUGAGGGGGAGGCCCAGGAUACUCCCGCCAGCCCUGGCGGCAUCACCUCAGGCUACUCAGUCCCCGUACCCUGUGGCUAUGCCACCCCCUCCGGAGUGCCCCUCAUCACACCGGCCUACACCACACCAGUUAUCAUCAGACACCUCUCCAUGGACGAGGACGUUACCGUGGUUGGGACAAGCAACAUCUGUGCUGACAGUGUGUUCAGCGAAGAAUACCCGCCUAUUAGAGAGGAGGAUGCCUUGACAAAAUGGGUGUCAGAUCCUGCCAACACUGCAUGGAUGGAAAACCCAGACGAGGUGAUUUAUGAUGACGUGCCCAGGGAGAACUCUGACUCCAACACAGAGCCAGAUGAAAUGAUCUACGAUGACGUGGAGCUGGGUGAGGAGGGCGGCUGCAGCAGCUCUCUGGACAACGGCUGGAGCUCCAGCGAGUUUGAGAGCUAUGACGAGGCCAGCGACGGGGAGGGCCGCCCUGAAAACGGCCUACCCCAUGCCUUCAUGAGAGGCAAACCUCCCCAGAGGAAGAACCAUCUCUCUCAAGAUCUGACACGCUUGAAAGAACACUAUGAGAAAAAGAUGAAAGAUCUUAUGGCAAAUACGGUGGGGACAGUAGAGCUGCAGCAGCUAAAACAGAAACACGAGCAGAAGAUGCAAAAGCUGGUGAAGGCGGCGAAGGACGGGACCAAAGACGGGCUUGAGAAGACCAAAGCAGCAGUGAAGAAGGGACGUUCAUUCAUCAAGACCAAGUCUUUUUGUCACGAGAGGAAGUCUGCCUGCUUUGAGGAUGAGGAGUCAGAGCUCUUCAUAGAGGUUGACUGUUUUAAUGUCGAGCCGGUACUUAGCCCGGCCCCAGAUGGACUUUCACAGCAGCAGCUGGUGAGAAGAUGCAUUUUGGGCUCCAUAUUGGAAAGUGAAAAGAACUAUCUUGAUGCGCUGAAGAGGAUAUUGGAGCAAUACGAGAAGCCCCUGUCCCAGAUCGAGCCGAGGCUGCUGAGUGACCGGAAACUGAAGAUGAUCUUCUACCGUGUCCGUGAGAUCCUGCAGUGCCACUUCCUCUUUCAGAUCGCCCUCGCCAGCCGCAUGACCGAGUGGGACAACCUGGAGAUGAUCGGCGACGUCUUCGUGGCAUCGUUCUCCAAGUCCAUGGUGCUUGAUGCCUACUGUGAGUAUGUGAACAACUUCAGCACAGCUAUGGCGGUGGUGAGAAAGACCUGCGCCGCCAAGCCCGGUUUCCUGGAUUUCCUCAAGCAUCGUCAGGAGACCAGCAGUGACAGGGUGACUCUUUACAGUCUGAUGAUGAAACCUAUCCAGAGAUUUCCACAAUUCAUUCUGCUCCUCCAAGACAUGCUGAAGAACACACCUGUCGGCCACGCGGACCGCCUGCCCCUGCAGAUGGCCCUGACAGAGCUGGAGACGCUGGCUGAGAAGCUCAACGAGAAGAAGAGAGAGGCCGACCAGCGUUGUGAGAUCCGUCACAUCGCCAAGGCCAUGAAUGAGCGCUACCUCAACAAGCUCCUGAGUAACGGCAGCCGCCACCUGAUCCGCUCAGAUGACAUGAUAGAGACGGUCUACAACGAGCGUGGUGAGAUCAUCAAAACCAAGGAGAGACGCCUCUUCCUGCUCAACGAUGUGCUCAUGUGUGCCACACCCAACAUCCGAUGCAGUCAGGAUGGCAGCGGGAGUGGCAGCAGCAGUGCCCCUCUGGGCCAGAAGUUUCUGCUGAAGUGGAGCGUUCCCCUGAGCCUGGUGGAGGUGCUGGAGUUUGGAUCCAGCGAGGACAUGGCCGACAACAGCCGCUACCCAACGGCCCACUCAGGGGAGAGAGUGGUCAUCAAUGCCAAGCCAAGCAAGCUGUACAUGGGCCCAGGUCAGCUGUACCAGGACCUCCAGAACCUGAUCCAUGACCUCAGCCUGGUCAACCAGAUCGCAGGCAUGAUCGGGAGCUUAAAGGGAAACUACCAGAAUGUGAACUCCACGGUGGCCCAGGACUGGGUGUCAGGUCUCCAGAGACUGAUUCUGAAGAAAGAAGAGGAGAUCAGGGCAGCUGACCGCUGUAGGAUCCAACUCCAGUUGCCUGGCAAGCAGGACAAGACAGGCAAACCCACAUACUUCAGUGCAGUAUUCAAUACCUUCAGACCAGCCAUCAAACAGUCAUGGAUCAGUAACCUGCAGAUGGCCAAGUUGGCACUAGAGGAGGACAACAUACAGGGCUGGUUCUUUGCGGAGGACGACAGCAAUCAGAUCAAGAAGCAGAAGCACCCUCUCCUGCUCCGACAGAUGCCGGUUGUCAUGUCUAAACUACAGGAGUUCAAAGUGGAGUGUGCAGUCCACAACCCAGAGCCCCACAUCAACAGUGAGAGUACAGCAGACACACCGGUCCUGGGACAUGGCUGUAUCUGGGUGGCUAGUUGCACCAACCAGAUGGGACAGAUAGCCAUCGUGGCCCUGCAGAACUCCAACCCCAAGGUGACAGAGUGCUUCAAUGUGGAGUCGCGUAUCCUCUGCAUGGCCUACAUCCCCACAGAGCAGCCUCAGGAGAACGGGGAGGCAACAGCUGAAAACAACCAGCCCCCCCAAAGAAAAGCCAGUGACACGCCCACUGUAUGUCUGGGCAUGGAGGAGGGCAGUAUCAUAGUAUAUAAGAGCAGUCAACGAUCUAAGAAAGUACGCCUGCAGCACUUCUUCACUCCGGACAAAUCCACCGUCACCAGCCUGGUCUACAAGAAACACUGUCUGUACGUCGGCCUGGUCAGUGGCUCUGUGGCUGUCUACUCACAGACACAAGACGGAUCGUGGAGCUGUGACUGCCCCAAGCUGCUGAAGCUGGGGGUUCUCCCAGUGAAGGCCAUGCUGGCUGUGGAGGAGCAUGUCUGGGCGUCAUCUGGGGGACAAGUCUUCAUCAUCAGCACCCACACACACUCUGUGGAGAGACAGCUGGAGGCCCACCAGGAGGAGGGUAUGGUUGUGUCCCACAUGGUGGUGGCCGGCGUGGGCAUCUGGAUCGCCUUCAGCUCGGGCUCCACCCUGCGCCUCUUCCACACAGAGACCCUGGAGCACCUGCAGGACAUCAACAUCGCCACGCCCGUGCACAACAUACUGGCUGGGAACCAGAGGGUUUCAGUGAGCAGUCUUCUGGUGUGUCACGGCCUACUCCUGGUAGGUACCAACCUCGGAGUGACCGUGGCCCUUUCUGUGCCCAGACUGCAGGGUAUCCCCAAGGUCACAGGUCGGGGUAUGGUGUCCUUACAUGCCCACAACGGACCGGUCAAGUUCCUCACCAUGGCCGCUGCCGUGUGCAACCGGCCCCCUGGUAUCCCAUCAACAAAUCCUCCUCCUGCUCCACCCCAACCAACAGAAGGAGAGAAUGGAGACAAGACCCAGACUUCCCUGGACACUGCCCCAAAUCCCCCCCAAGGACGGGGCGUGUGGCUGGGGGAAGCGGGCUGCACCACCAUGGCCCUUCAGGACUCCAUCUCCACCUCAUCCUGCGGCUCCCUGGCUCUGUCUCAGGGCUCUCUGGAGCACGGUCCUGAGGACGGGGCCCUGUACGACCUGCUCCAUGACCCGGCCCACCACCAGAGGGGCCGCAAGUCCAGCAAGAUGGACGUAAGCUCUCUGCUGGUCAUCUCUGGAGGCCUGGGUCACCGCAGGGUCAACAGGAAGACCAAGCAGUCCCGCCAUGAGGACACAGCUUCCACUAUCAUGAUCUGGCAGAUCCCAUUGCUCAACAUGUGACAUAAAGAGAUAAACAUCAGCAUAUUCCCAUAGUAAGCAUGGAUAAAAUGUCGGAAACGCUGCUGUCCCUGCUCACAGGCACCUGUUACACUCCCGGGGAGAUGUGUUAUAUAUUUCAAUUAACAUUUGGGAUCAAGCAAGUCAAAUAAACAUCUAAUUUGUCAUGUUUUGUAUGUACUUGCAGUCGACUGCAAUACAGCAUUUGGAAUUCCACAAGGCUCCUAUUGCGGUCCUACAGACUUCUGCUUUCCAGAGACAAAAUGUGUGAAUGUGCCAUUGGACGAGAACGGAUCCAUAUAACCACUUAAUCACCAUGCCUGAAUAAGCCCACUGAAUAGGACAUAUAUCUUAGUAUGACAGAACCCUGUUAAAAUGGAUGUAUUGAUUUAACACAACAGGAAAAAAACACUGAAAUGUACUUAACUUUACACCUGUGCAAAGUUGCCCCUUAUCGUUGCAUUACACAGUUAUAUAUAGACUUUGUGCCAUGUUGGUUGACUGUAUAGGACUGCAGUAUUAAAGCCAGUGUUGAAAAGUUAUUUGGGCAGACAGGCUACAGAUAUUACCGUGUCAUGCUUGGACAGAGAGUGAGAGGAUAUUGGGGCUUUGGAAAUGUUUUGCUAAUGAUUCACGGUUGGGAAGGUUACGUGUUCUGACUCACUAUUUAGUUCAUCUCUCGUGGCAACUUCACAGUUGUAAGCGUUGAAUAUCGCAAACUCACUUUAUUACAUGUAUAUUUGUUUUGUGGGUCAGGGAUAGGUAUGUUUAUACGGAAUUGAUGUUGUUUUUUCCUUUUUGUUUUUACACUGAAGAUAUUUCGGUGCUCCUACCUUUGUGCUGCAAGAGAACGCUUGAGAGCAGAUUAAACAUACGAGUCCAUGAAAGGAGAACUCCUGGCUGGCCAGGUUUCUACUGACACAGAUGGAAGAUAUUAUCCCUAAGAGAGAUUUUGUUUUGUUUUGUUUUGUCGUGCCCUGAUGCAUUUUUCUUUCCUCACUCAAGGGUAUUUAAAAAAAAAAAAAAAAAGAUAAAAAACUUUAUACUAUUUUCAUGUUUGUAUGUAUUUCGGUUAUGUAUAUUAACAGAUCGAUAAACAAUGUUUUCUUCAGAAGCCUUGUUUAGUCUCAUGUUACAUCUCUGUGGGCUGGUGGUUAAAAGAGGUAUAACAUAUGGCAGCAGGUAAGAGAAAAAGAAGUGAUGAUUCAGUGCUAUGUUGUGUUAAAAUGUCGAUACUCAGUUCAGUCAUCUAGACAGGGACAGGCAGUGUGCCAUGGAGGGCCGUGUGUAUGCAGGGUUUCUUUCCAUCCCAACGCUUGACCAAAUUAUUUCAGUAAUUAGUCCUCUCCUGUUUGGU
This is a messenger RNA of Lampris incognitus (smalleye Pacific opah), 5889 nucleotides long. RefSeq names its product Rho guanine nucleotide exchange factor (GEF) 10 (gene arhgef10). The record is from RefSeq and is a predicted model, not a curated record. The transcript is spliced from 30 exons. Bases 213 to 4535 code for a protein of 1440 amino acids. Gene Ontology annotation, biological process: mitotic spindle assembly; positive regulation of stress fiber assembly; actin cytoskeleton organization. Gene Ontology annotation, molecular function: guanyl-nucleotide exchange factor activity; protein binding. NCBI's taxonomy places the organism in Eukaryota, Metazoa, Chordata, Actinopteri, Lampriformes, Lampridae. Gene Ontology annotation, cellular component: centrosome.